AGUUUCAGUCUUUGUAUUGGAGACUGGAAACACACGCUACACACAAUAACCCCUCUCUCUCUCUCUCUCUCUCUCUCUCUCUCUCUCUCUUCUUUUUCUAUUUUAUUUUAUUUUCCAAAUUUUAAAAUUUGAGCAUGAUUUCAUCACUAUCCAGUAUUUAUAACUCCACAUCCACAUGGCCAAAACUUUAAGAAAACACAACCCAUUUGCUUCUUUUUUUUAAUCAGCUUGUGCCCAGAAGCUCAAUUUAACCUCUCUAGACCUGUAGAGAGAGAAACAGAGAGGAGAGAGAGAGAGAGAAGAAGAAGAAUAGAAGCAAGUUUUUCCCAUAUUUUUUUAGGGUUCAAAAUCCUUGGAAAUGGUGAGGGGGUGAGUAGGUUUUCUUCUUAGAAUAUGGUCACCAUGUAUUGGAUACUGGAUUUGGUGGGAGCUGAGCUUCCAUGGACAAAAAAUAGCACCAAUAUUUUACACUGCAAAUAUCAUGACUACAGAAGAAGACAAUACCAACAACAACAACAACAAGAGGAUUCAACAAAAGCAAAAAAACAAGAAAACUUCUCAAGCAAUAUGGCUUGUAGCUACUCCAAGAUUUCCCCAAUCAUUCCCAUUGUUAUUUGCUUCCUUCUUGUUGCUUCUUCAAUGUGUCCGGUAGCACAAUCUUCCGAUAUCCGCCGUGAAACCGCCGCCAAUCAGACAUUGAAGCCGGAGCAAGAAUUGAAAAGGUUGAAGAUUAUAAGAGCUCGUCUUAACAAGAUCAACAAGCCUGCUCUCAAGACAUUUCAGAGUCCGGAUGGCGAUCUUAUAGAUUGUGUUCUCUCUCAUCACCAACCAGCUUUCGAUCAUCCCCAGUUAAAAGGACAGAAGCCAUUGGAUCCGCCGGAGAGACCGAAAGGCCAAAACCCUCCAGGAAUGGCCGCUGAAAAUUACCAGCUGUGGAGCAUGUCAGGAAAUCUCUGCCCAGAAGGAACACUUCCAAUUAGAAGAACAAGAGAGGAAGAUAUGAUGAGAGCCAGCUCUGUUAGAAGAUUUGGAAGAAAACUAAGAAGGCAUGUCAGAAGAGAUACAUCCAGUAAUGGCCAUGAGCAUGCAGUUGGGUAUGUGAGUGGAGACCAAUACUAUGGAGCCAAAGCUAGUAUCAAUGUGUGGGCCCCCAAAGUUGUUAAUCAAUAUGAAUUCAGCUUGUCUCAGAUGUGGGUCAUCUCUGGUUCAUUUGGUGAUGACCUCAACACCAUUGAAGCUGGUUGGCAGGUCAGUCCAGAGCUGUAUGGGGACAACUACCCUAGAUUCUUUACUUAUUGGACUACGGAUGCAUAUCAAGCAACUGGAUGCUACAAUUUACUGUGUUCUGGAUUUGUUCAGACCAAUAGUAGAAUUGCCAUUGGAGCUGCAAUUUCUCCAACUUCUUCCUACCAUGGAGGACAAUUUGAUAUUAGCUUGUUAAUUUGGAAGGAUCCAAAGCAUGGAAAUUGGUGGCUGGAAUUCGGGAACGGAGUCCUAGUCGGAUACUGGCCAUCAUUCUUGUUCACUCACCUUCAAAACCACGCAAGCAUGGUACAAUUUGGUGGAGAAGUUGUGAACUCGAGGCCUUCAGGCUCCCACACAGCCACACAGAUGGGCAGUGGGCACUUUGCAGGUGAAGGGUUUGGAAAAGCUUCAUAUUUUCGAAACAUGCAGGUUGUGGAUUGGGAUAAUAGCUUAAUCCCAUUAUCCAACCUCAAAGUUUUGGCUGAUCAUCCAAAUUGCUAUGACAUUCAAGGGGGGAUUAACAACGUUUGGGGGAAUUAUUUUUACUAUGGAGGUCCUGGAAGAAAUGUGAGGUGUCCCUAAGGGAAAGGUAUACAGCUAGGGUUUUAUAUUUACAUAAUAUUCAAUUUUUCAAUUUUCUUUUUUCUUGGGUGAUUUUGGGUUAAUCCAUCGGCAGUUCAGUUUGGGUAUUCUUGUAUUUGUCUUCCUUUGUUAAUCCCUCUUUCUUUUUCUCCCAGCUGACUGGUGAUUUAUUCAUUAUACCACCCUUAGGGACUUCUAUGUAAAUUUUGGGCAACAAAAAAAAAAAAUAGUGAAUAUACUAUGGCUUGUCAUUUUUCAUUC
This is a messenger RNA of Malus domestica (apple), 2088 nucleotides long. RefSeq names its product protein neprosin-like. The record is from RefSeq and is a predicted model, not a curated record. NCBI's taxonomy places the organism in Eukaryota, Viridiplantae, Streptophyta, Magnoliopsida, Rosales, Rosaceae.